Molecule: messenger RNA, 4165 nt
Organism: Musca vetustissima
Lineage: Eukaryota; Metazoa; Arthropoda; Insecta; Diptera; Muscidae
Gene: nolo
Product: ADAMTS-like protein 3
Exons: 16
Coding region: 82-4086 (1334 amino acids)
Biological process (GO): extracellular matrix organization
Cellular component (GO): extracellular matrix
Molecular function (GO): metalloendopeptidase activity
Source: RefSeq, a predicted model, not a curated record
GGUUCGGGAAAUUCUGGUGCUGGCGGAUGGACCGCGUGGUCAGAAUGGUCGACGUGUUCCCGCACAUGUGAUGGUGGUGUUAUGCAACAAAUUCGUCGCUGUCAAAAUGCCAAUGGCUGCAAAGGUGACAGUGUCCGGUAUCGCAUUUGCAAUAUGCAACCUUGUCCGGAGAAAAUUGAUUUUCGUGCACAGCAAUGUGCGGCCAACAAUGAUGUACCCUACGAUGGAACGUUGUAUAAAUGGACACCACAUUACGAUUAUGUGGAACCGUGUGCCCUAACAUGCAGAGGUCGUCCGGCCCAUUUAGCGGAUGAUGAAUCACCCGAACCCACCGCAGAUGAUAGUGAACAUUAUGACGAACUGAGUGUGGUGGUACAAUUAAGUCCACGUGUAUUGGAUGGAACACGUUGUCGGUCUGGCAGCCUAGACAUGUGUAUACAGGGCAAAUGUCAGCGCGUAGGCUGUGAUUUAAAAAUUGGCUCAGCCAAGAAGGUUGACAUUUGCGGCGUUUGCGGUGGCAAUGGCAGCUCCUGUUCCCAGUCGUUGUAUCAAUGGGAAACGGUACCGAUGUCCCUGUGUUCCGUAUCAUGCGGUGGCGGCUAUAAGAUGUCUCGUGUUGUAUGUCGCAGUCGUGUCUCUGGCACCGAAGUGGAGGAUGCCUUGUGCAAUGCAGCUAAUCGCCCUGAACCAUCUGUGGAACUGUGUAACACCCAUACCUGUCCGCCCAGAUGGAUAGCGGACGAUUGGAGUCCUUGUCAUCGUCCCUGUGGUCCAGGAAUACGCACCCGUAUGGUUGUGUGUGCCGAGGAGAACAAUGGCCUGAAGACAAGAGUUGCGGACUCUUUAUGCCCUUUACCAAAACCACCAACUCAAGAGCAGUGCAUUAUAGCCGAAUGUCCAAAGUGGGAAGUUGAAAAGUGGUCUAGCUGUUCAGAGUCCUGCGGCCAAGGAAUACAGAUGCGUAAUGUCGAAUGUAAAUCAGCCGAUGGCGGUUUAAGCGCCAAAUGUGAUCCUCUGACAAAACCCUCCAGCGUACAGCAGUGUACGACGGGCAUACCAUGUGAGUCCGCAUCGGUGAAUGUGGGUGGCGGCGGCACAAUUAUUGUGGGUAGCAGUGGUCCUCGGGAUCCUUUAAAUGUUGACGAUGAAGAAGAAGAUUUAGUCGAUGAAGAUGAGGAUGAUGAAGAUGAUACCUCGGAAAUGGAAGAUGACGCCGAUGAUGCUUCGUAUAAUGACCAACCGGUAUAUUCACAUCACACAAUGAGUCGUCUGCAUCAGGAGGAACCAGAUGGACCGCGUAUGAUGCGUUUACAGUCAUCGUCACGUUAUCGUUCAGCGGAAGCAAGACCAUCGGAGCCAACUUACAUCAAGGACACCGAAUGGUCGCCAUGCAGUGUCACAUGCGGUGAGGGUAUAAGGCGACGCUCGUAUCGAUGUAAAAUUUUCUUGGAAUUUUCACGCACACUGGCCACCAUCAACGAUACCAUGUGUGAGGGUGUAAAACCACACGACGAGGUAGAACGCUGUGUAGAGGAGCCAUGCAUGUUGCCAUCACAUGGCUAUGAUGAUCAAUAUCCACGAGAUUCAAUAAAAGUUGGCGUCUCGGAGCCAGGCAAGACAUAUGUGUGGCGUGAACAGGGUUACACAUCCUGUAGUGCCAGCUGUUUGGGCGGGGUGGAGGAGCUCAUCAUCAAUUGUGUGCGAGAAGAUAAUGGCCGUGUGGUUUCACCAUUCCUGUGUGCUCCAGAAACCAAGCCGGAGGCCCGUGUAAGAACUUGCAAUGAUAGACCUUGUCCUCCGCGAUGGAAUUAUUCAGAUUAUACCCCCUGUUCCAAGUCGUGUGGUAUUGGUAUUAAAACACGUGAAGUCCAGUGUAUCCAUGAGGUGACAAGAGGUGGUGAAAAUACCAUGGUGGUACCGAAUAGUAUGUGUCCUCAGCCUCCACCUGCUGAUCGUCAAUAUUGUAAUGUCCUAGAUUGUCCUGUGCGCUGGGAGGUGGGAGAAUGGUCAAAAUGUUCUCACACCUGCGGCUAUGGUUAUAAAGAACGCAAAGUGGAGUGUAAACAGAUUAUGGCUCAGGAACAUAAGAUCGAAAGACCCGAAUCGAUGUGUCCCAGUGCCAAGCCACCAGAUAAGAAACCAUGUAAUAUAAAACCAUGUCCUCCAGAAGAUCCUAAACCAAUUAUACAAAUUAGCAAUACCACACACAUACAACAUGAUCCGAAAAAAUCAAAAAUCACAUUAAAAGUGGGCGGUGCUGGUGUGGUCUUCUUUGGGACACAGGUUAAAAUUAAGUGUCCCGUUAAGCGAUAUAAUCGUACAAAAAUCAAGUGGAAUAAAGAUCAUAAGCCAUUGGUGAAGUCCCGUAAAUUUAAGGUUUCCAAAAAGGGUGCCUUACGUAUUUUGGACAUCACAUUCCGUGAUGCGGGCGUGUAUUCGUGUCAUGCGGGGCUGAGUAGUGCCGACAUAACAAUAGAUGUUAAGGCGAAGCCGGGUCAAAGGCCGGAGGAUUUGGAGAGGCAUGAAUUGGAUCGCCUUGUACGUGAGAAGAGCGGAACAGAGCCUUUGACUGCAGCCGAUAUGACAGCAGCGGAAAAUAACACUCAAAGCACACGUCGCAAACAGCAACAGAAUGCCAGAGAACGUAAUCGUCGUCCAAAGUCUGAUGGUAUACAACAGCAUGCGGAUAGCAGUAUUAUGGGGGAUGAGCAUUCACAUUUAGUCCAGCAGGCCCAGGAUGGUUUGCCUCAACCGAGUGCCAGCAGUGGUAGCAGUCGACGCACCAAUGCCUUGUUGGCCAUGCCAUAUUUCCAGGCUUUACUCAGUAAUCUACAGUAUUUUUGGUCAUCAUUCCAGAAAUUUGGCAAUUCUCGUGGCCAUCAUAUGCUAUCCGAUAGAGGACUACAAUAUGGCUUGGAUGUCGAUCAAGAGGAUGAACCGUUGAAAAUCGUAUCGCAUAUUACCACCAAAGAUUUGCAAACUCCGCUAAACGCUAACAAGGCUCACACAAAACCAGGCAACCGAAAUAAUGGCAACGAAGUUGGACCACGCGAUGAUGAUGAUGAUGAGGAGGAUAGCGAUGAUGAUGACGAUGGCUAUACCAGUGUUGAUGGUGUUGACAGUGUUGAUGAUAUGGUCGGGCAAACGGAUACAACGACAAAUGCCACCGAUAACGAGCGACAAUCAACGUUACAUUUGCCCCAUGCCAGAUGGCCGAAUCAUUGGUCAGAUCUACCACCGUCACACAUGACUUCAACCAAUACAGUCACGUAUAAAUGGCUAACAAGCCCAUGGACGCCGUGUUCACAGAAAUGUGGAGCUGCUGGUUCGGGUUUAAGAAGACGCACCAUUACCUGUAUACGCGUCCAUAUAACAACUAUACCCAACAUUCACAAUGGCGAUGAUAACAGCAGUAACAACAACAACGAUGGCAAUGAUGGGGCCGACAAUACACUUAAUGUGGAACAGACCACCGAAGAAAUCACCCAACAACAACAGCAGCAUCAACAGCUGGAACAAGAGGAAAUUGUGGACAAUGCAUUUUGCGAAGAUUACGGCCUGGACAUACCCGAUACCUUUGAGACAUGCGGUAGCGAAGAAUGCCCCCGUUGGAUCAAGGGAGAAUGGUCAUUGUGUCAUCAGUCACGUUGCUUUGGCCGCAACACAGCCAUACAAAGACGUGAAGUCUCCUGUCGUUUUGCUAAUGACACCAUAUCUCGUUUAUGUCCGGAAUACGAAAAGCCCAUUAGUCGCCAGGAAUGCUACAAUGAACGUUGCAAGGGUGUAUGGCGUGUUGAGCCCUGGUCAGAGUGCAAUGCUCCUUGUGGCCGCCAGGGCAUCAAAUAUCGCAUACUGCAGUGUGUUUGGUAUGGUACACGAAGACCAGCGGGCAAUGCUUGCAAACAUCAAAACCGACCUGCAGUAAUGAAAGUCUGCAAAAGUCCACCCUGCUAUGCAAAAGCCAUUGAGCGAUGCAAAGAUACUUCACGUUAUUGCCGCAAUGUUCGCUCCAUGGGAUUGUGUCGUUUACAACGUUAUCAGGAGAAAUGCUGCAAGUCCUGCAAAUACAAUAGCAUUCCAAAUUAGCAUUUACUAUUUAAUAAUAAUCUACACCUGCCAUAUAAUUCGUAUUACCCGCAUCGUCAUCAUCUUCUUCGACGUCGUC